This is a messenger RNA of Aspergillus candidus, 5094 nucleotides long. RefSeq names its product type V myosin. Gene Ontology annotation, biological process: vesicle transport along actin filament; actin filament organization. The transcript is spliced from 7 exons. The record is from RefSeq and is a predicted model, not a curated record. NCBI's taxonomy places the organism in Eukaryota, Fungi, Ascomycota, Eurotiomycetes, Eurotiales, Aspergillaceae. Gene Ontology annotation, cellular component: myosin complex; actin cytoskeleton; cytoplasm. Gene Ontology annotation, molecular function: microfilament motor activity; ATP binding; actin filament binding. Bases 227 to 4942 code for a protein of 1571 amino acids.
GCUGAAACGUGCAACUUAUUCCUUUCUCAUGACUAGAAUCUUACGCUGCUGUCCUUGUGAAUUUGUUUUUCUUUACGAGCUUUGCUAUCUGACUUCUUAACUGCCUGCAUAUUUCCUUUGCUAAAUGCCUAGAUCAGUCAACUGAUCGUUCGAAGAUCACGCAUAGGCGCCUUGCUCGGUUCUUGCGCGUACUGAGGGCGUCUGUCCUCCCAGCGACACAACCGUCAUGGCACACAAUUAUGAAGUCGGGACUAGGGCCUGGCAGCCAGAUCCCACAGAAAGCUGGGUUGCCUCUGAGGUCUCGGAGAAAAUAGUUGAUGGGGACAAGGUUCAACUUGUGUUUUCACUGGAAAAUGGGGAGUCGAAAACCUUGGAAACCACGCAAGCCGAACUUUUGGUGGACAAUAAUCCCAAUCUUCCCCCAUUAAUGAACCCCGCGAUGCUUGAAGCUAGCGAAGAUCUCACGAAUCUUUCUCAUCUUAAUGAACCUGCUGUUCUACAGGCUAUCAAGCUACGCUAUGCACAAAAAGAGAUAUAUACAUACAGCGGCAUUGUGCUCAUUGCAACCAAUCCCUUUGCAAGGGUGGACUCACUCUAUGUCCCGCAAAUGGUGCAGGUGUAUGCUGGUAAACAUCGAGCAUCACAGGCACCUCAUCUCUUCGCGAUCGCUGAGGAAGCAUUUGCUGAUAUGUUACGAGACGGCAAAAAUCAAACAAUCGUGGUAUCGGGCGAGUCUGGUGCUGGAAAGACUGUCAGCGCCAAAUACAUCAUGAGAUAUUUUGCGACUCGCGAAUCCUCUGAUCAGCCUGGGAAAUAUACCACCAGCAGGGCCGAUGCGAUCAGCGAAACUGAAGAGCAGAUUUUAGCAACAAACCCCGUGAUGGAAGCCUUCGGAAACGCUAAGACCACUCGCAACGACAACUCCUCUCGCUUUGGGAAAUAUAUCGAGAUUAUGUUUGAUGACCGAACGAACAUUAUUGGUGCUAAGAUCAGGACGUACUUGCUGGAAAGGUCCCGGCUGGUAUUCCAGCCCCUCAAGGAGCGUAAUUAUCACAUUUUCUAUCAACUGGUUGCCGGUGCAACGGAUGCGGAAAGGGAAAGCCUUGGGCUUGCCCCGGUGGAAGAUUUUGACUACCUCAACCAAGGCGGCACGCCAACUAUUGACGGAGUCGACGACAAAGCAGAGUUCAAUGCCACGAGAAAAUCACUCGCCACUAUUGGCGUCUCAGAGCAAACACAAGUUGAUAUCUUCCGUAUCCUUGCAGCUCUGCUGCAUUUGGGAAACGUCAAAAUCGCCGCCACGCGCACCGACUCUUCUCUGGCACCUUCUGAGCCUAACCUUGUCAAAGCAUGUGAAAUGCUCGGGAUUGAUAAUGGGGAGUUUGCUCGAUGGAUAGUGAAAAAGCAGCUCAUUACGAGAGGCGAGAAGAUCACCUCAAAUUUGACUCAGCAACAGGCGAUAGUUGUUCGAGAUUCGGUUGCAAAGUUCAUUUAUUCCAGCCUGUUCGAUUGGCUCGUGGACAAGAUCAAUCGCGGUUUAGCCACUGAUCAAGUUUUGAACAAAUUCAGAGCUUUCAUUGGUGUUUUGGACAUCUAUGGAUUUGAGCAUUUUGCAAAAAAUUCAUUUGAGCAAUUUUGCAUCAACUAUGCCAACGAAAAAUUGCAACAAGAGUUCAAUCAACAUGUAUUCAAGCUUGAACAAGAAGAAUAUGUGCGCGAGCAGAUUGAUUGGACCUUCAUUGACUUCUCGGACAACCAACCGUGCAUUGAUCUCAUUGAAGCAAGAUUGGGCAUAUUGUCACUUUUGGACGAAGAAUCUCGGCUGCCCAUGGGCUCGGACGAACAAUUUGUGACUAAACUGCAUCACAAUUUCGCGGCUGAUAAACAAAAAUUCUACAAGAAGCCUCGAUUCGGGAAAUCUGCAUUCACCAUCUGUCACUAUGCUGUUGAUGUUACCUAUGAAUCGGAUGGUUUCAUAGAGAAGAAUAGGGAUACCGUCCCCGACGAGCACAUGGAAGUCUUACGCAAUUCUUCCAACGGAUUCGUGAGGGAGAUUCUAGAUACUGCUGCUAUCGUUCGAGAGAAAGAUUCCGCUUCCAUUUCAUCUAAGCCUGUUGCUGCACCUGGACGCAAGAUUGGCGUUGCUGUCAAUCGCAAACCCACUCUUGGAGGAAUCUUCAAGUCGUCACUCAUCGAGCUCAUGAACACCAUAAACUCCACGGAUGUGCACUACAUUCGUUGCAUCAAACCAAAUGAGGCGAAGGAGUCAUGGAAGUUCGAAGGGCCGAUGGUUCUCAGUCAAUUAAGGGCUUGUGGUGUGCUUGAAACUGUUCGAAUCAGCACUGCUGGAUAUCCUACUCGCUGGACCUAUGAAGAGUUUGCUAUCCGUUACUACAUGUUGUGUCAUUCAAAUCAAUGGACGUCCGAGAUCAGAGAAAUGUGCCAUGCCAUUCUGCAGAAAGCUAUAGGGGAUGGUAGUCACCAGAAGGUGGAUAAGUAUCAGCUGGGCUUAACAAAGAUAUUUUUCAGGGCCGGCAUGCUUGCGUUCCUUGAGAAUCUGCGAACGUCAAGAUUAAAUGAAUGUGCUGUAAUGAUACAGAAGAACCUGCGAUGCAAAUACUACCGUCGCAGGUACCUCGACGCUCGCUCUUCAAUUCUUACCACGCAAGCCCUUGUCAGGGGCUUUUUGGCAAGACAGCAUGCUGCGGAAGUGCGUCAAAUCAAGGCUGCCACGACCAUCCAAAGAGUAUGGCGGGGUCAAAAAGACCGCCGAACGUAUAAUGAUAUCCGCCGAAAAUUCAUUCUCUUCGAGUCGGCUGCCAAGGGCUUCCUUUGCCGCAGAAAUAUCAUGAACACUAUCCAUGGCAACGCAGCAAAGAUUAUACAACGGUCUUUUCGUUCUUGGCGGCAACUCCGUGCUUGGAGGCAGUAUCGUCGCAAGGUGGUCAUCAUCCAGAGUCUCUGGAGGGGUAGAGAGGCCAGGACAGAAUACAAGAAGCUGCGAGAGGAUGCGAGAGAUCUCAAGCAGAUCUCUUAUAAGCUGGAAAAUAAGGUGGUGGAGUUGACCCAGUACCUUGAGUCGUUGAAGCGUGAAAACAAGUCCUUGAAUUCGCAACUCGAGAAUUUUGAGACGCAAUUGAAGUCAUGGAGAAGCCGACACAACAAUCUGGAGACCCGUGCGAGGGAGCUCCAGGCUGAAGCUAACCAAGCCGGUAUUACUGCUGCUCGUUUGUCUGCCUUGGAGGAAGAGAUGAGCCAGCUGCAGCAAAACCACGCUGACGGACAAGCGACCAUCAAGCGCCUGCAGGAGGAGGAGAAGGCCACGCGGGAGUCGAUCAGUUCUAAUAAUCAGGAAUUGGAGCGCCUGAAGCAACUCAAUCUAGAGGCCGAGAAUGAAAAGGCUUCUCUUCGUCAACAAGUUGCUGAACUGGAGGAACAACUAGAUGUUGCAAAGAGAACUAUGCCGUCUCAUGGCUUCAAUGAGGAUCAACAAAACGGUGUCUCUAUCCCACCACCCGCCAGUGGAUUGAUCAAUCUCGUCUCAUCCAAGAAGCCCAAGCCCAAGCGACGCAGUGCAGGGGCAGAAAGAACCGACGUCGAUCGCUUCAGUGGUGCCUAUAACCCGCGACCUGUCUCUAUGGCAAUUACAGGUGCUUCAUCACGUCAAAAUCUUUCUGGGACCACAUUUUCACCAGGGCUGGACUCUGUUGAAGCAGAACUUGAAAACCUGCUUUCCGAGGAGGACGAUUUGAAUGAAGAAGUUACAAUGGGUCUCAUUCGCAAUCUGAAAAUUCCGUUACCCAGCUCUACUCCGCCACCGACCGAAAAGGAAGUCCUAUUCCCUGCGUAUCUGAUCAAUUUGGUCACAUCUGAGAUGUGGAACAAUGGCUUUGUGAAGGAGUCAGAACGAUUUCUGGCAAAUGUGAUGCAAUCAAUUCAGCAAGAGGUCAUGCAACACGACGGAGAUGAUGCGAUUAACCCUGGGGCUUUCUGGCUUUCCAACGUACAUGAAAUGCUUUCUUUCGUAUUUCUGGCCGAGGACUGGUACGAAGCCCAGAAAACCGACAAUUACGAAUAUGAUCGUCUUUUGGAAAUUGUGAAGCAUGACUUGGAGAGUCUAGAGUUCAACAUCUAUCAUACAUGGAUGAAGGUGCUCAAGAAGAAGCUGUACAAGAUGAUUGUCCCUGCGAUCAUUGAGUCUCAAUCUCUGCCAGGAUUUGUCACGAGCGAGACAAACCGGUUCCUCGGGAAGCUUCUCCCUUCCAACAACAACCCGGCUUACAGCAUGGAUAACCUCCUCAGCCUUCUGAACAAUGCCUACAAGGCAAUGAAGGCUUUCUAUCUGGAGGACACGAUCAUCACACAGACAGUGACCGAACUCCUUCGCCUUGUUGGGGUCACAGCAUUCAACGACCUCCUCAUGCGGAGGAACUUCCUUUCGUGGAAGCGUGGUCUCCAAAUCAACUACAAUAUAACUCGCAUUGAGGAGUGGUGUAAGAGCCAUGAUAUGCCCGAAGGGACACUACAACUGGAACAUUUGAUGCAAGCUACCAAACUCCUCCAGUUGAAGAAAGCCACUCUCAACGACAUAGAGAUUAUUCAAGACAUUUGUUGGAUGCUCUCCCCGAACCAAAUUCAGAAACUUCUGAACCAGUACCUUGUGGCAGACUACGAGCAGCCUAUCAACGGCGAGAUCAUGAAGGCUGUUGCCUCUCGCGUGACGGAGAAAAGUGACGUGCUCCUCCUGACCCCAGUCGACAUGGAGGACAGCGGUCCCUACGAAAUUGCUGAGCCAAGAGUCAUUACGGCUCUGGAGACAUAUACACCAUCCUGGCUUCAAACUCCACGGCUGAAGCGUCUUGCUGAGAUUGUCUCAGCCCAGGCCAUGGCACAGCAGGAGAAACUCGAUGGACCUGAAACUGGCGCGGAAGCUAGCGAAUAAGCUCCUACGAGCGAAUAGGGGUCAUCGCCUUUUUAUUUAGAUAUACUGGCUGUUUAUGAAAUUUUCCAUCUCUUCUUGUCACAUGCAAUUGGGCUUUAUGUAUGUAUGUCUUGAUCACGAAGGUAGACAGGUAGACAUCUAGGAGAUUCAAC